Messenger RNA from Galeopterus variegatus (Sunda flying lemur), 721 nucleotides. RefSeq names its product MPV17 mitochondrial membrane protein-like 2 (gene MPV17L2). The coding region runs from base 1 to 621 and encodes 206 amino acids. The record is from RefSeq and is a predicted model, not a curated record. Gene Ontology annotation, cellular component: membrane; cytoplasm. The transcript has 5 exons. Gene Ontology annotation, biological process: mitochondrial ribosome assembly. Lineage: Eukaryota; Metazoa; Chordata; Mammalia; Dermoptera; Cynocephalidae.
AUGGCGCCGGGCGGCUGGCGCUGGCUGCGCGGCCUGUGGACGGCGGGGCAACCCUUGUUCCAGGGCCGUGCGCUUCUCGUCACCAACACGCUGGGCUGCGGCGCGCUCAUGUUCGCUGGGGACGCCAUGCGCCAGUCCUGGGAGGUCCGCGCGCAGCCCGGCCAGAAGUUCAACCCGAGGCGCUCAGCAAGCAUGUUUGCGGUGGGCUGCAGCAUGGGCCCCUUCCUUCACUACUGGUACUUCUGGCUGGACCGCGUACUCCCUGCGUCGGGCCUCCAAGGCCUCCCAAACAUCCUCAAGAAGGUCCUCGUGGACCAGCUGGUGGCUUCUCCCAUGCUGGGUGUCUGGUACUUCUUGGGCCUUGGCUGCCUGGAGGGCCAGACACUCAGUGAGAGCUGCCAAGAGCUGCAGGACAAGUUCUGGGAAUUCUACAAGGCCGACUGGUGCGUGUGGCCAGCUGCGCAGCUGGUGAACUUCCUCUUUGUGCCCCCCCAGUUCCGGGUCACCUACAUCAACGGCCUGACGCUUGGCUGGGACACAUACCUGUCCUACCUGAAGUACCGGAUCCCAGGCCCCCUGCCACCCCCAGGCUGCGUGGCCCUGGGCACCCGAGCAGACUGAGCUGCCCACAUCUUCCCAGACCGGAUGCCAGACAGGGCAAGGCAGACCACCAGCUGCCCAGCCUCACAAUCAAAACGGGAAUAGGCUCCUGCAGCAAGCC